Dendronephthya gigantea is the source of this 2874-nucleotide messenger RNA. Its product is annotated as tumor protein 63-like. The record is from RefSeq and is a predicted model, not a curated record. Gene Ontology annotation, biological process: apoptotic process; regulation of transcription by RNA polymerase II; protein tetramerization. Lineage: Eukaryota; Metazoa; Cnidaria; Anthozoa; Malacalcyonacea; Nephtheidae. The coding region runs from base 91 to 1782 and encodes 563 amino acids. Gene Ontology annotation, cellular component: nucleus. Gene Ontology annotation, molecular function: RNA polymerase II cis-regulatory region sequence-specific DNA binding; DNA-binding transcription factor activity, RNA polymerase II-specific. The transcript is spliced from 14 exons.
UCUCAGCGAACUUUUGCGGCCGUUGAUUGGUCUAUCUUGACAACCGAACGCUACUAUUUCAGCAGUUAUUGGCCAAGUUCCGAAGCACGAAUGUCUCAACCAGAACCGUCAUCACAAUCUUCAACUGAUACCCAAGAGAUUUAUUCUCAAGGUUCCUUCGAGGAAAUAUGGGAAUCAUUAGGACGAACAUUCUCCAAUCCAGAUAAAGUUAUUCAAGGUAUUGUGACUGAUGAGAUUCCUUUUGAAGUUCAAUUCAAAGAUUCUCAGAUACAAGACAAUAUUGAACUAGUUUGUAAAGAAAGGACAUUCAAAAGAUAUGGUCAGCCAAAUUCACCAACCUUUUCACAGCAGUUCUGUGACUUGCUACAAUCACCAGCUCCACUCGAUACUUCAAAUACCAGCAAUGGUCAUGCUGCAGUAUCAGUUAAUGGUACAUUGUCAAACAACAACAGAAUAUGCGAGCCGGUUGAAUUACCACCAAUCCUUCCCAACAAGGGCCAUCCUGGAGAAUAUAAUUUUGAGAUUGGCUUCGAAACAAAUAACGAACCCAUCACGAAAGCCACGCCCUGGGUUUACGUUACCGAACGCCAAAAGUUAUUUGUAAAAAUGCAAUGCGUUUGUCCAAUACUCUUUUAUAUUCGAGGUAACCCUCCCCCUGGCACUGGUGUUCGUGGAAUAUUGAUGUACAAACGGCCUGAACACUACAAGGAUAUCGUUACACGCUGUCCAAAUCACAAGAAUAUGUGUAAAGAAGACAUGUCAUAUCAAGACCACGUAAUGAGAUGUGAAAAUCCGAGUACAAUUUACCAGACAUGCCCGAAGACAGAGCGUUUCUCUUUGUUCCUACCGCUCAGUGCUGUCAACACUGUUGAAGGGGGCGGUUAUUUUAAAGAACUAUUCAAGUUCACCUGUUUCAACUCCUGUGUCGGUGGAAUGAACAGACGCCCAACGUACUUGUUGUUUAGGCUUGAAUGCGGAGGAACCAUUUAUGGGCGUGCUGUGAGGGAAGUACGAAUAUGCGCCUCGCCAGGCAGAGAUAGUACAGAAAAAGAGCCAAGCACGAAUGUAAAGAACACGAAAAAUACCGAUAAACGUAACGAACCUACUUCUACCUCAGACAUCAUCACUCCAAUGCCUCUCUCUAGCGCACAAUCACCCGGAUCAUCCCCUACUACCGCAUAUCCUCCCCGAGCAAGUGUAUUAAUGUCAACAAGGAAAGAUCCCACGAGUGCCCCAGAGCCUUUUCAGUUUCCUGCUGUCAGUGAAAACCAGGCGACGAAACGUCAAUAUCCAGUAGGUACGGAAGGCUUUGUUUUCAAGAAGGUGAAGAAAUCUUACGGAAAUGCAACUGACCCAACAGAUGACGACCAAGUGUUUACCAUUGCGAUCCGUGGACGAGAGCGUUAUGAAAUAAUGCAGAGAAUCAAUGAGGGAUUACAUAUGAUGGAUGACGUCAAAGUGCCAGCUUUAAAUUCUAACAGGUAUGCUAACAGUGACAUUGAAUCUUCUCAAGAAUUCACAAGAAUUCAACCAAAAGUACAUUCAAUUGACAUCAAAAAGGAAAAGGCCGACCCUUCACAGUGUGAUGUUAGCCCCCAGUCUUCUCAGGAACUUUCACAAUUAAGUCGUUCAUCAUCAAACGCCUCGUCCCAGUCUUCCGCAACACAAGCCUUUCCGGAGUACAGCGCAAAGAUGAUAACAAUGAAGCGAACAAUCUCGUUAAAGACUUCCCCUGUUCCGAAAUCUGUCUUGCUACAAGAGACGAUGGCGAAAAAUAUUUAGAAAUCAUGGUGCGAUGUGCAAGGGAGUGAAAAAUUGUGGUGGGCUGAUGUUACCAGUUGAAAUAACUGAGCAACCCAAGUGUAACAAAGUUCUACUAUUGUUAGUACGUUUUACUAAGCAAAUAUCCCCAAAUUGUGUCAAGUGUCUUUCACUAGAGCAAGGAUAUCAAAACAUUUGUUUCAAAAUGCAUUGCAAAGAUAGUUGGAUGAUUGUUUUGUUUUUGAGAUUUUUUGUUUCGCUUUAGGAACGGACUUAUUAAACUUUGUAGGUUUUCUAUAAGUUAUACCCUUUAAAUUGAAGGAUUGUAGAGAUAUUCGUUAUUCAAAACGGAUGUUUUUGACUAUUUUUAUGUAACCGUCCAUUCUACACUGUUUAUGCAAUGUGUAAUUAGUUUGUAGGUCUUACAGACCGCUAUUAUGUACACUCAAUACAUGUAGUGUGGUGUAUGCAUGCUAGGUAUUUUCCUGUACGAGUUUCACACAUCUACAAGGUAGUGUAUAGGGUAGUAUAAUUUUUUUAUUACGUUUUGGUUUGGAAACAUUGCUAUCUCAAAUUCUGGGCAUUAUUGAGUUGCAUGUGUUGUACGUGGAGUAAAGCUUGAGAGAGGAUAUCUUCGUAAAUCGCUUUGCUUCAAAAUGACCUAUGCACAUUUCCUCUCAAAAAACUAUUCAUUUUCAUCCAGCCCAGCUUUGGGAUUGUUUAUGAACAGCAUGUAAAUACAACAAAUUACUAAAGUGUAAAUUAGUUUCUUCAUGUAAAAGUAUUGUAGUAGUGGUACAUGUUGUGAUUUCAUACAUGUUUUCCUAGGAAAAGACUGUGUACAGGCCCUUCGUUUUUGAAAGAAAUUUAACUUAAAAUACGUUGCACUUAGACUGUAUGUAAUUAAGUGUAUUUAGACCGUUGUAGACUAGAGUAUAAAUAUUUUUAUACAUGUUUUGUUUAUUGUUAUGUUUCGUGCGUUAUUCCAAGAGGAUGAGAAUAAAAAGUUAAGAAACAAACUUCAUAUCGAUUUGCCGACAUUCAUCAUUUGAAAAUGAAGGUAUAUUUUGUAAGAGGGUGGCCUUGAUAUAGUAGUAUAAACUAGCGAGUAUA